AUGUGCACUGGGAAGUGUGCCCGCUGCGUGGGCCUCACCCUCAUCCCCCUGUCCCUGCUCUGCAUCCUGGCCAACGCCCUCCUGCUGGUGCCGGGCGGCAAGACCACCUGGACCGACGGCCACCUCAGCCUGCAAGUGUGGCUCAUGGCCGGCUUCAUCGGCGGGGGCCUGAUGGUGCUGUGUCCCGGCAUCGCCGCCGUCCGCGCAGGGGGCAAGGGCUGCUGCGGCGCGGGCUGCUGUGGAAAUCGUUGCAGGAUGCUGCGCUCCGUCUUCUCCUCGGCCUUCGGGACGCUGGGCGCCAUCUACUGCCUCUCGGUGUCGGGAGUCGGGCUCCGAACCGGACCCAAAUGCUUAAUAAACGGCCAGUGGGACUACCACUUCAAGGACGUCCCAGGCUCCUACUUGCGCAACCGCACGCUGUGGGACGCGUGCGAGGAACCGCCCCGCGUGGUGUACUGGAACGUGACGCUCUUCUCGCUGCUGGUGUUCGUGUCGUGCCUGGAGCUGGUGCUGUGCGGGGUGCAGCUGGUGAACGCCAGCCUCGGCGUCUUCUGCGGCGACUGCAGGAAGAAGGAGGGCGCCCCUCGCUGAGGCCCCACCCGCCGCCCUGCUCGCUCCCGGACGCCGCCGGCCCUCCCCGCCCUGGAAUAAACCUCUGAGCUCUC
Prionailurus viverrinus (fishing cat) is the source of this 665-nucleotide messenger RNA. It is a transcript of the gene TM4SF5, whose product is annotated as transmembrane 4 L six family member 5. The coding region runs from base 1 to 591 and encodes 196 amino acids. NCBI's taxonomy places the organism in Eukaryota, Metazoa, Chordata, Mammalia, Carnivora, Felidae. The record is from RefSeq and is a predicted model, not a curated record. The transcript has 5 exons. Gene Ontology annotation, cellular component: membrane.